Pedinophyceae sp. YPF-701 is the source of this 390-nucleotide messenger RNA. Lineage: Eukaryota; Viridiplantae; Chlorophyta; Pedinophyceae. The record is from the annotation of a GenBank genome assembly.
AUGGCGGCCGUCACGCGGCAGCGCAUGACGCGCCUGCCGCCCGAGGUGAACAGGAUCCUCUUCGUCAAGAACCUGCCGUUCAGCAUCACGGCGGAGGAGAUCUACGAGAUCUUCGGCAAGUACGGGGCGCUGCGGCAGGUCCGGCUCGGCAACGCGAAGGGCACCAAGGGCACGGCCUACGUGGUGUUCGAGGACAUCUACGACGCGAAGCAGGCCUGCGACCACCUGUCCGGCUUCAACGUCAACAACAGGUACCUGAUCGUGCUGUACCACAACACGGUGCAGCAGCACAAGAAGGUGUCGCUGGACAAGGAGGAGGAGGCGAUUCGGAAGAUGCAGGAGCAGUACGGGGUGGACGGGAAGCAGCACCCGGAGCGGAAGAAGGGCUGA